AAAAGAUCAGCAAUGUUGCGCCGUGCUAACUAGCAGUAGCUGCGGUUGACAUAGCAACCACUGUUGCUAUUCCCACAGCGCUAACACCACGACGCCGCUUACCAGUGUUGACGUGUUGUUUCUUUCCAUAGCAGAACGGCUCUCAUUUCUUGUCAGGUUCCAACUCAAAUUUGCAGCAACGCCUUGUUUUGCCUGCUCACUUUGUCAUCUUGUUGCAAUCUCUUGUCAGGUGUCGCUGCUGCGCAGACUCAUUUCGCACUUCCUGCUUUCCUUGUUGUUGUUUUUUUCCUUCCUGCUCUGUUGCGACGUCAAAGCCUGGUCCUGGUCAAAGCUAACAUCAGGCACGUACAUUGAUGCAAAUAAACCGACUCCACACAGCCGCUGCUUGAGCGAUAAGAAAAGUACACAUAUUGGAAGCCACAUGGAACUGUGCGAGUCUUGCCACUGCUCCAGAAUUCCUCUAGGGUGGACCAGAGAGGUCAGGCAGCGGCGAAAGGGCAAGACAGCAGGAAAAUUUGACGUGUACUUCACCAGUUCCUGUGGGCAGAAGUUCCGAUCAAGAUCGUCUCUGCAAGCAUUUCUUGUGAAAAAUGACCAAGACGUCGACAUUGAUCUCUUUAAUUUUAAAGCGAGCUGUUUGCAGUGCCUCACUGCUCCUGAGAAACAGACAAGGGGUGUACAGAAUAACAUUCCCCAAAAAACUGUUUCAUCUCCACUUACAAGUUCCUCCCAUAAAAGUGUUGACGAGCAAAGCCUAAUGACAACUGAACACACAAACGCAGCGCUUGUUGAUAUCACGCCACAGCAAGACCCUCAUAAGCCAGGUCCACUGAGAAUGAGGCUUCUACAACCAGCUCUUCCUGGAGUCGUGGAGGAACGCCGAGAGGAUGACCUGAACAACAGCGAUGCAGAACGUGAACAGAACGUCACUCCCGAUGCCCAAGCGAGCGUCUUGUUGUCUGAUAUGAUUGCUGGCAAUUGCGAACCAUUGGGCACUUUCAAGAAGAAAAGAGCCACAAGUUCCAAAGACAAGCGGAAAACAAGCCCUUAUUUCAGCAGGACACCUCUUGCAGACGGUCCAAGUCCACCUCGAAGAAAAGCUUUCAAGAAGUGGACACCUCCUCGUUCUCCUUUUAACCUUGUACAAGAAACACUUUUCCAUAAUGUGUGGAAGCUGCUGGUAGCCACCAUCUUUCUCAACAAGACAAGUGGCAAGAUGGCUAUUCCAAUCCUGUGGCGAUUCUUCGAGAGGUACCCGUGCGCCGAGUCGGCUUGCCACGCCGACUGGAAGGCAGUGUCGGAACUACUCAAGCCGCUUGGACUGUUUGAGCUUCGGGCCAAAAUCAUCAUUCGUUUCUCAGAUGAAUUUCUGAACAAAGACUGGCGUUACCCCAUUGAGUUGCACGGCAUUGGCAAGUAUGGCAACGAUUCCUACAGGAUCUUCUGUGUGGAAGAAUGGAGACAGGUGAAGCCUAAAGAUCACAUGUUGAACAAAUACCACACGUGGCUUUGGGAAAACCAGGAGACCCUCGGAAUCUGAUGACACAUGAGUUAACUUUUUCAUCAUUAGGUUGGCAAUGAACAAUACAAAGCGGAAUAAAACAUUUUUAACUUUAUACACGCCGUCUGAAAUGGUUCAUAUUGUAUCUCGAUGCAGAGUUGCAGAUGUGUUUUGGACAAUUGUGCAAUCACCAGUGAGCUCCUUGCAAAAUAAAUAUCAACAAAGCCUUUAUUUGAUGAUGUUUGUCAGAGGAAAAUCUAAACUCAGCCUCCAGCUGAGAAGACAUUUGGUUGUGAAAAACACAAACAUGAUCGUUGACAAUUGACAGAUGCUUGAAAAGAGGAACCUCCAAAUGAACACGUCACUACAAAGUAUCAAAAGAGUUCUUGUCAACGAGACACCACACACGUGAUGUAGGGAACACUUUGGAAAUUGGGGCCCCAAUACAAAUGGAACGGGAGAACUAAAAUAUGGCUUGCAUUAUUAUCAUUAUUGGAUUUGUACUAAAGGCUAUGUUGAAGUGUCCUUGAGCGAGAUAAUAAAUCCCUGUUGCCGCAAGAUCAGGUGAAUGAAGAGAUUGCAUCUAAGUGUUUGAUUACCGUAAUUUCUUGGGUUUAACAUACUUUUCUCUGUACUCAUGCAUUACAUGCUCCGCCAAUUUAGUGGUAUUUCUGAAAACAAAAAUAGUAUUACCUGCAUAGUCGUUUGGAUUUUGUUAGGUUUCUCAAACAAA
This is a messenger RNA of Corythoichthys intestinalis (scribbled pipefish), 2234 nucleotides long. It is a transcript of the gene mbd4, whose product is annotated as methyl-CpG binding domain protein 4. Bases 422 to 1540 code for a protein of 372 amino acids. The transcript is spliced from 8 exons. The record is from RefSeq and is a predicted model, not a curated record. Gene Ontology annotation, molecular function: DNA binding; catalytic activity. Gene Ontology annotation, biological process: DNA repair. Gene Ontology annotation, cellular component: nucleus. Lineage: Eukaryota; Metazoa; Chordata; Actinopteri; Syngnathiformes; Syngnathidae.